Loxodonta africana (African savanna elephant) is the source of this 12340-nucleotide messenger RNA. RefSeq names its product coagulation factor II, thrombin (gene F2). Gene Ontology annotation, biological process: blood coagulation; positive regulation of blood coagulation; platelet activation. NCBI's taxonomy places the organism in Eukaryota, Metazoa, Chordata, Mammalia, Proboscidea, Elephantidae. The record is from RefSeq and is a predicted model, not a curated record. Gene Ontology annotation, cellular component: extracellular region. The coding region runs from base 7781 to 9631 and encodes 616 amino acids. The transcript has 14 exons. Gene Ontology annotation, molecular function: serine-type endopeptidase activity; calcium ion binding.
UUUUUCUUUUAACAUUUUAUUCUGGUUUGGGUGAAAGUUUACAGAGCAGGGUAGUUUCCCAUUCAACAAUUUAUACUUCUGUUUCGCGACAUUAGUUGCGCUUUCCUCAAUGUGACAGCACUCUCCCCACUUCCUCAGAUUCCCCUAUUUCCGUUCACCCAUCUUUCCUGCCCCUUGCUUCCUUCUGAAAUUUUUUUUUUUUUUUUUUUUUGGAGGGAAAAUGCUGCUCUUUUGGUCUCACGGUUGAUUGCUCCGAGGAGCAUGUUUCUCAAGGGUGUUAUUGUUCACUCUAUAGGCUUGUCUAUUGUUUGGCUGAAAGGUGAUCUCCAGGAGUGGGUUCAGUUCCAGGUGUCUAAGGGCCAUAGUCUCGGGGGUUCCACCAGUCCUUAUCAGACCAAUAAGUGUGGUCCUUUUUACCAGUUUGAGUUUUGUUCCACAUUUUUUUCCCCCCACUCUAACCUGAACCUUCUAUUAUGAGCCUGGUUGGAGUGGGAGUGGUCAAUAGAGGUAGCCAGGCACCAUCUAGUUCUUCUGGUCUCGGGCUAGUGGAGGCUGUGGUUCGUUUGGGCCAUUAGUGCUUUGGACUAAUUGUUUGAUUCUUUGAUUUUUUUUUUUUUUUUUUGAUUCUUUGCUCUGCAUGGGAAGAGACCAAUAGUUUAACUUAGAUGGCUGCUCACAAGCUUUUAAGACCACAGUUGCUAUUUAACAAAGCAGGAUGUAAAACAUUGUCUUUAUAAACUCUGUUACGUCAGUUGACCUAGAUGUCCCCUGAGACUGGUCCUAAGCCCUCAAGCCUAGUGACUCAGUCCCUCAAGGUGUGUGUUUAUGGCUAAGAAGUUUUCAUAACUUUGUCCCCUGUGUGCACUACUCUAAACCAAAAAAAAAAACCAAACCCACUGCCGUCAAGCCGAUUCCGACUCAUAGCGACCCUAUAGGACAGAGUAGAACUGCCCCACAGAGUUUCCAAGGAGUGCCUGGUGGAUUCAAUCUGCUGAUCUCUUGGUUAGCAGCCGUAGCACUUAACCACUAUGCUACCAGGGUUUCCUGCGCUACUAUAUACGUGGAUGUAUUUGCAGCACAUACAGAUACAUACGUAGAACUAUCCUCUGCCAAACCUAUAUAUGCUGGUGGGUACACUCCCGUAUGCCAUCCCACACCUGUUCAGCUUACAUGUCUACCUGUGUAUCCACUCAUAAAUUAUUGUUAUUACGGUUAUUGCAGGAUCGUGUGUGUAAUAAUAUUUACUGUUGUCUUUUACACUUGAGCACCUCCCAGGGUAUUCCUUGGCCUGGUUAUGUUAUGCUGACCUCCCCCUUAUUGUGUGUUGCUUUUCUCUUCACCCAUGUUAAUAUGUGUCUACUAUCUAGUUAGUGAUUUUCCCUGCUUCCCCCAACCCAUUCCCAGUAACCAUCAAAGAAUGCUUUUUUCUGUAUGUAAAGCUUUUCUUGACUUUUUAAGAUAGUGGUCUUAUACAAUAUUUGUCCUUUGGUGAUUGACUUAUUUCACUCAGCAUAAUGUUCUCCAGGUUCAUCCAUGUUGUGAGAUGUUUCGCAGAUUCAUUGUUAUUCUUUAAUAUUUCUUAGUAUUCCAUCGUGUGUAUGUACCACAGUUUAUCCAUUCAGCCUUGGGUGCUUAAGUUGUUUCCAUCCUUCUGCUAUUGUGAAUAAUGCUGCGAUGAGUAUGGGUGUGCAUAUACCUAUUCAUGUCAUGGUUCUAAUUUCUCUAAGAUAUAUACCUAGGACUGGAAUUGCUAAGGAGCCCUGGUGUUACAGUGGUUCAGGCAUUCAGCUGCUAACCAAAAGGUUGGCGGUUCAAACCCACCAGCUGCUGUGUGGGAGAAAGAUGUGGCAAUCUGCUUCCAUAAAGAUUACAGCCCUGGAAACCCUAUGGGGCAUUUCUGUUCUGUCUGAAAGGGCCGUCAUGAGUCAGGAUCGACUUGGUUUUUUGGCUUUGGAAUUGCUGGAUCAUAUGGUAUCUCUGUUUCUGAGUUUUUAAGGAAGGGCCAUACCGUUCUCCACGGUGGUUGUACCAUUUUACAAUCCCACCAGCAGUGUACGAGAGUUCCAAUCUCCCCACACCCUCACUAGCAUAUGUUGUUUGCGGUUUUUUGAUCAGUGCUGUUAUUCCUGGGGUGAGAUGAUACUUCAUUGUUGUUUGGAUUUGCAUCUCUCUAAUGGCUAAUGAUUGUGACCAUCUCUUCAUGUAUUUGUUGGCUGUCUGAAUGUCUUUUUUGAUGAAGUGUCUUUCAUUUUCCUUUGCCCAUUUUUUAAUUGGAUUGUCCCUUUGUUGUUGAGGUGUUGAAGUUAGGUACUUGUUCUUUACACAUUGCUGAGUGACCUCACCCACUGAGGUAGUCAGGUAGCUGGCAGUGCCUCUGCCCUACCUGAGUGCCUAGUGCUACGAUAGUCACCCCAGGGUGCUCCCCAAGGGACAGGCCAUUCUUUCUGGAAUCACCUUGAGUGGCUUUUGGGGGUUCAAAGGCCUGAGCCUGAGCUCUGAGAGAUUGGCUUGUCAGGCCUCUCUGUAAUUCAAGCUUUAGGUUAUUUUGGUAGUUUUUCUCACUACCUAAGUACUGUGAAAGUUGGUUACAGCUCUGUCCUGAGAAACAUCAGACUCCUUGGGAGGUGGCAAGGGCCGGAGCUAUGCCUGUCUGUGCACCAGACCUGAAGGAGUUAGCAUUCGUUCUGCAGCCACAAAGGGCCUGGACUGCACCAGGUGCAGGGAAUAGGACCAGAACAAGAUGGGCAAAGGAGCCUGUGGUUUACUGGAAGGAGAAAUCACUAGACAAGAGUUCAAGAGGAGUGCUGCUAUGUUUAAUGGGAUGAUAACUUGGUCUGGGGCGUCAGGGAAGGCAUCCCUGGGAAAUAAGGAUAAUGAACAUAGGCCUUACUCUGGGCCAGUGCUGUCCGUGAGUUUAUACAGUCCUCCUUAUUUUACGGAUGAGGAACAUAACUCACAAAGCUGCUAGGUGGCAGAGUUGAGAUUCAAACCCACACAGGCUAGCGCUGGUAUAAGGCUCUUCACCUUUGCCCUCUGCUGCGCCUUGUGUCAGCUGUGACUUGGAGGGUGAGCAGGUUAAGGCAGGGAAGGUGGGACAUGGGGACAAGCCCUUUGAUGAGAGCCUGGAGGGUCUGAGCAGCUAAGAAGAGCAGCAUGGCUGGAGCAAAGAGAAUGAAGGGGAGAGGGAACAGGAGCCAGGUCACACAGGGCCCUGGGCCAGGAGUUGGGACUUCAUUUUCAGAUACUGAGGAGCUCUGAAGGGUUUUGAGCAGGGCAAUAAAAUGAUCAGAUUUGUGUUUGAAAAGAUCCCUGUGUUGGGAGAGCAAGGUGUAACUGGGGAAAUCGCUUAGGAUGUUGCUGGGGUGACUUGGAAUAGGGUGGUAGCAGUGGAAAUGGAGAGAUAUGGGAUCAUUAAUCCAGCAGAUCUUCACUGAGCACCUCCAACAUGCCAGGCACUGUUCUAGUUGCCAGGGAGACAACAGUGAUAAUAAAGUCUCUGCUUUCGUGGAGUUUAUAUCCGAGUGAGGGAAGACAGACAAUAAACAAGUACACGUCACAAAAACCAAACCCAUUGCCAUCGAGUUGAUUCUACUCAGCAACCCUAUAGGACAGAGUAGAACUGCCCAUAGGGUUUCCAAGGAGCAGUGGGUGGAUUCAAACUGCUGACCUUUUGUUUAGCAGCUGUAGCUCUUAGCCACUCUGCCACCAGGGCUCCAGAUAUAUGUCAGGUGAGAUAAACACAGUGAAAAAGAGUAAUUCAUGGGGAGGGGAUAGGAAUGGUCUGGAAGACCCUGAGUAACAGGACUUGAGCAGAGACCUGAAUAAUGGAGGGAGCGAACUGUGAUGGUAUCUGAGGGAGGAGGUGGAUUCCAGCCGGAGAGACCAGAAAGGACAAAGUCCCUGUGUGUUUGAGCAAGGAAUGGUGAUGGAGGCAGAGUGUGGAAGGAGGUGGAGACAGAGACGGGCCCAUAUAUACCCUCUUUCACCCUUUAGAUGGGUAAGUUCUCUGGGAGGUAGAAGUGACGGAUUCAAAGACGGAGGGGGAUAGAUCCGACUCCUGGUUUCUGGCUUAGGUAAUCAAAUGGUAAUAAGGCAGGUAACACUGCAGGGGGAUCCAGGUCAAUUAUGAUUUGGGUCUUAAGUGUCUGCAGGAGAUAUCCCAAUUGAGCAGUUGGAAAUAGUUACAAACCUGUGGAGAAAAGCCUGGGUUAGAGGAAGAGGAUCUGGGAGUUACUGGCCAAUAGGUGGUCACUGAAGCUGUGGGAGUGGGGGAAGGUACAGAGAGAAGAGACGAGGACCCAGGACCAAGCACUGCAGUAGCCCAACCCUUCAGGUUCGAUGAGACAAGGAAGACUUGUCAAAGGAGACUAAAACUCAGCAUCCAAUAAAACGAAAACCCUGCAAAGUCUGGAUCACAAAGCUAAAGAGAGUAUUUCAACAAGGAGGAAGUGGUCAACAGUGUCUGUUGACUGUGGAGGGUGGUGAAAUGUGUAGGAGCCACUGAUGAGCCAGGUGAGAGCAGUCAAAAGCCAGACUGGUUUGCUUUGAGGAGGAGUGGAGGUGAGAGAGGCAGGAAGAACAUACAUUCUUGCUUUAUCCACAUUCUUGCUUCGUCCUUAUGCUGUCUUGCAAAAUAGAUGCCGUGAUCCUCAUUUUGGGGAUGAGGAUACUAAGUUUCAGCGGGGGUAAGUAACAUGUCAAGACCACAAAACGAAUAAAAGGCAAAGCCAGAUUCAAAUCUGGGUGGUUUUCUGGCACUUUCACAGCAUUUGAUCAUAAUGUCAUAAGCAGCCAUGUCUCCCAUUUUGCCAUUGACAUUAACCCAGCUGUCCACCAGUCUGAAUAACUUCUUGGUAAUGCAUAAUUCUGGGACUGUCCAGGAGGAGGGAGGGCCAGGAAAUGGUGGCAGUAUGUGGGGAGAAACACCACAGCAUUCAAAGCCUGUAAAAGAGUUGCUAAGAUUAGAUUUUAACCAACCAACCUUGUUUCUUGGGACUUGUGUGAGGCCUGGUAGGUCCUGUUCUUUUCCAGUUCUUACCUCAGCUUGGGUGAUGGCUCAGCAGUGUCUGCCCAGAACUGUUAGGUAUCCUGGGGGUACACUUUUCACUUGAUAGGGAACUGCGCCUACCUCCCGCCUCAGGCCCUCAAGAGAAGAGGUGCAUAUGUGUUUUGUCCUCCCUGUUACCACCCCUGCCUCUUGCCACUUCUCCCUCUGCAGGUUGACUCAGCACUGGCCCAAGCUGAUCAUCAGGGAAAGGGGGCCAUCCAAGGAACACCUGUCUUGAGAAGGAUGAAGCCAUACUUCUCUCUGUUCUCUACUUCUCAGGAGCCCUGCUCCCUUUCUCACUCAGUAUUUGAUUUUUGAAUAAAUGAGUGAUACAAGAUCUUUUCACCAUUCCACUCCAAAAAAAAAAAAAAAAGUAGGCUCAAUAUCAUUAGUCAACAGGGAAUACAAAUUAAAAUCAGUGAAAUAUGCUGAUACAUCCAUCAGAAUGGUUAAUAUUAAAUGGACAGAGAAUAUAGAGUGUCAGCAAGGAUAUGAAGCAACUGGAACUUUUUAAAUGUGGGAAAGUAAACUGGUACAACCACUUAGGAAGACUACUUGUAAUAGCUACUUAAGCAAAAUAUAUACCUACUUUAUGACCCAGCGAAUCUGCUCCUGAGCAUAUAUACUCAAAGAAGUGCUUAUAUACACCAAAAGUCUUGUUCAAGAAUAUUCAUAGCAGCACUGUUCAUAAUAGCUCAAAACUGGAAACUAAUCCAAAUGUCCACCAACGGGUGAAUGGAUAAAUAAAACGAGUAAGAACUUCACGCAAUGAAGGAACAAGCUAUUGAUCCAGACAACACGAAUGAAUCUCAGAAAUAUACUGAACAAAAAAAAGCUAGAUGCAAUGAGUAUAUACUAUAGGUUUCCAUUUACAUGAAGUUCAAAUAUAGGCAAAACUUACUUAUGGUGAUAGCGGUUAGAAUAGUAGUUAUAUUGGGGGUACUGAAUGAGAUGAAGGAGUCUGUUUUGGGGCUGGGAAUAUUCUCUGUCAAUCUGGGUGUUGGUUACAUGGGUGUGUAUCUAAAAAUCUGAGUUAUACACUUAGGAUUUGUGAACAUUACUGUAUGUAAAUUAUGCCUCAAUUGAAAUAUAUAUACAUAUAUAUCCACACAGUCUUAUGCGCUGUUGAGUCAAUUUUGGACUCAUAGUGGCCCCGUGUGACAUAGUAGAACUGCCCCAUAGGUAUUCUAGGCUGUAGUCUUCACGGAAGCAGAUCUCCAGGUCUUUCUCUGCAGAGCCACUGGGCAGGUUCAAACUGUCAGCCAUUUCAUUAGUGGCUGAGCGCUUUACCAUUGUGCCACCAGGGCUCUCUCUCUCUAUAUAUAUAUAUACACACAGACAGACAUACACACACAAAAUAUAAGAACUUUGGCCACCCAGGAAUUAAGCUGAUUCCUGGGAGCCUGGUCUGCAGGGCUCUGCCAACCCUCUCUGUUACAAACACUGCACCAGGCCCCUGCCCGUGAUCUUGCCAGGUGAACAUGACUGCAGUCCAGACCCCAAACAGCCAGGCCCAAAGGAUAGGCAAGGCAAGGCCCUGUGCUUCCCUCUGUUCUCGCUCUUUGUCCUUCUGUCCUAAUUAGACCCAGGACUAAUAUUUAUCUUGCAGACUGCACACAGGAAAUGGGGGAGGGACAGGGAGCAGGGCUGGGCCCAGGGGCAGUAUAGGACCUGCAGCCACUCUAGGCUUGGACCAGGUAAGACAGGCAGGGAGAGAGGGAGGGGCCCUACCCCAGAGGCCCUGGGAUUUGGGCUGGCUUCUGUUCCGGGCAGGCAGCAGGUCCUGGGAGAUGAAAGAAAAUAGACCAAAGGCCCAAGAGGCCCUGGACCUGCUCCUCCCAGGUAACCACCACAUACAAACACACAUCCACAGCACCCCAGAUGGGAAAAAGGAGAAAUGGAACCUUCCAUCAGUGGUUGAGAGUCCGGGGCCCCUGUUGGGUGUCCCUGCCCCCAGCACAUCCCAGAAAGAGGUGGACAGCUUGUGUCUGGCCACAUUGUGGCCACACCCUUGUCUCCAUUUUCUUAUAUCUGCAUAUUGUGAUUCCACAAACCUCUCCGUCAGUUUACAUACAUUUAUCUACCAAUUAUUUAUGUAUUGACAUACAUUUACCAAUUAUUAACAAAAACCAAAUCUGUCGCUGUCAAGUCAAUUCUGACUCAUGGCUACCACACGUGUGUCAGAGUAGAGCUGUGCCCCAUAGGGUUUUCCAUGGCUAUGAUCUCUCAGAAGUAGAUAGCCAGACCUUUCUUCCUGGGAGCCAAUGGGUGGAUUCGAACCCCCAAUCUUUUGUUUAGUAGCCAAGCACAAACCAUUUGCACCACCUAGGGACCUUUACAUUUAUAAUCUCCUUUACUCCUCACACCAAGUUCUAUUACCAUCCCCAUUUUACAGAUGAGAAAACUGAGGCAUAUAGAGACUAAAGCAAUCAUUACCAUGUAUUAGCUUCAGGAAGAUCUUGGCCCAAGUUCACCUCAUGCCCCAGGGAGAGGAGGAGUGGGGGUUGGUGGUUACAGUGACCUUUCCUUUGUGGCUUCCUCUCAGACUGUCCAUCUCUGGUCCUAGGAGAACGUUUUCACCAGAUGGCGGGGGUGGGCAGGUGAACUAUCUAUCUGCUUGUCCCCACGGCCCUGAACCCAUGACCUCUCCUUCUCGGCCAAUUUCUUCAUGCUAGUUCAACAUUAACCCAGAGGGGUCAGGAUGAGCCUUCAGAGUCCCAGAGCAGACACACUAUGGCGCACGUCCGAGGCCCGCGCCUGCCUGGCUGCCUGGCCCUAGCUGCCCUGUUCAGCCUUGUGCACAGCCAGCAUGUGUUCCUGGCCCCUCAGCAAGCACUGUCGAUGCUCCAGCGGGUCCGCCGUGCCAACAGCGGCUUCCUGGAGGAGAUGCGCAAAGGUAACCUGGAGCGAGAGUGCGUGGAGGAGCAGUGCAGCUAUGAGGAGGCUUUCGAGGCCCUGGAGUCUCCCAGUGACACGGAAGCAUUCUGGGUCAAGUACACAGCUUGUGAGCCAGUGAGGACACCUCGAGAAAACCUCGUGGAAUGUCUGGAAGGGAACUGCGCUGUGGGUCUGGGCACAAACUACCAUGGGAACGUGAGCUUCACCCGGUCAGGCAUCGAGUGCCAGCUCUGGAGGAGUCGCUAUCCACAUAAACCUGAAAUCAACUUCACCGCCUACCACGAGGCCUACCUGAAGGAGAAUUUCUGCCGCAACCCAGAUAGCAGCACUACGGGGCCCUGGUGCUACACUACAGACCCCACCGUGCGGAGGGAAGAGUGCAGCAUCCCUGUGUGUGGCGGGGAGGGUGUCACUGUGGCACUGACCCCACGCUCCAGGGUGAAGCCCUCACCCCCAUCUGAGCUGUGUGUCCUGGAUCGUGGCCAGCAGUACCAGGGUAGCCUGGCGGUGACCACACAAGGCUCCCCCUGCCUGGCCUGGGCCAGCAGUGAGGCCAAGGCCCUGAGCAAGGACCUGGAUUUCAGCAAGUCAGUGCCUCUGGUGGAGAACUACUGCCGGAAUCCAGACGGGGACGCUGAGGGCGCGUGGUGCUAUGUGGCCGGGAAGCCUGGUGACUUUGAGUACUGCGACCUCAACUACUGCGAGGAACCCCUGGAGGAGGAGGCUGGAGACGGGUUGGACGAGGACCCCGACGCGUCCAUCCAAGGGCGCACCACCGCUGAGGAGUUCCAGAGCUUUUUCAACCCACGGACCUUCGGCGCCGGGGAGGCAGACUGUGGGCUGCGGCCUCUGUUUGAGAAGAAGUCGCUAGAGGACAAGAGGGAAAAGGAGCUGCUGGAUUCCUACAUCGCCGGGCGCAUCGUGGAGGGUUGGGAUGCGGAGCAAGGCAUCGCGCCCUGGCAGGUGAUGCUUUUCCGGAAGAGUCCCCAGGAGCUGCUGUGUGGGGCCAGCCUUAUCAGUGACCGCUGGAUCCUCACCGCAGCCCACUGCCUGCUGUACCCACCGUGGGACAAGAAUUUCACCGAGAACGACCUUUUGGUGCGCCUUGGCAAGCACUCCCGUACCAGGUAUGAGCGGAACUUUGAGAAGAUCUCCAUGCUGGAGAAGAUCUAUAUCCAUCCCAGGUACAACUGGAGGGACAACCUGGACCGGGACAUCGCCCUGCUGAAGCUCAAGAAGCCCAUCGCCUUCAGUAACUACAUUCACCCUGUGUGCCUGCCUGACAAGGAGACUGCAGCGAGAUUGCUCCAGGCUGGAUACAAAGGGCGGGUGACCGGCUGGGGCAACCUGAAGGAGACGUGGACGGCCAGCACUAGCGAGGUGCAGCCCAGUGUCCUGCAGGUGGUGCACCUGCCCAUCGUGGAGAGGCCAGUCUGCAAGGCGUCCACCCGCAUCCGCAUCACAGACAACAUGUUCUGUGCUGGUUUCAAGCCCAAUGAAGGGCAACGAGGGGAUGCUUGUGAAGGUGACAGUGGGGGACCCUUUGUCAUGAAGAGUCCCUUUAACAACCGCUGGUAUCAAAUGGGCAUCGUUUCGUGGGGUGAAGGCUGUGACCGGGAUGGGAAAUAUGGCUUCUACACACAUGUGUUCCGCCUGAAGAGGUGGAUACUGAAGGUUGUUGGUUGAUAGGUUUGAAAGUUAGGGGGCCACCCACAUUCUGGGCUCCUCACUGCAGAAUCGCAGAAACCAAUCCACUGAAGGAAUUAUUUUUGUGGUUUGUUUCUAAAACUAUAGUUCUCAAUAAAAGUGACUGUCUCAAUGAGCCUCAGUGCUCCUGGUGCUGUUCACGGGCAGCUCCCUGGACUGCGCUCAGGAAGACCCUGCAGUAAUGCUGGGUAAAAAGGACUUAAAGAACUCACCACCUCCAGGACAGGGCCAGGUGUAAGGGUAGCAGGCAGCUUGAAUUUGUGAGCACCUAAAAUGUCUGACUUGGGGCUUUAUCUCAUUUAAUCAUCACAAGGGGUAGGUACUCUCCUCACACGAGGUAGGUGAGUAAACUGAGGUUUGAAGAAAUACUUUGCCAAAGGUCACACAGCUAAGAAGGGGCAAAUUUAGGACUUGAAAUGUGAUCACAAGAUGCUGAGGCCUGUGCUUUUUCAGUAGCUCUGCUUUAAGGAGCUUGUCCUAUGACGAAAGAGGCAGGAAGACAGGUGUAGUGAGGGAUGGGUAGAUACAUCUUUUUCUUUACCUUAAAUUUUUCUAGUUAGUCCCUACAUUCUUCCUCGUGUCAUUAAAAUGAUGUCAGGUUUCUGCCACCAAAAAGGCUUAGUAUUUUAAAUGCCUUCAUCUUAGAAUAUUGUGGGAUAUAGUUGUUAGGAAGACGGGCCCUAGCAUCAGAUUGUCGGGGUUCAUACUCUGAUUCCAACCUUAAUGGAUAACCAUGGUCAAGUCACCUAACCUUCCUGACCUUAGUUUCCUUAUAUAGAGGAUAUAUAUAAUGACGCUACUUACCUCAUAAGGCUGCGUGGAUUAAAUGAGGUAAUUUACAUAAAUAUUUAGCACAAUGCCUAGCACCUCGUAAGCUGUCCAUAAGUCACUGCUGCUUUUACUCUCACUAUUGCCUGGCAUGGCGGAAGUUCCUCUGCCACUUACCACUUCCCUUCUCUAGGCCCUGCAAGUAGCAGAUUGUUGGGGUUGUCGUUUUUCAGAAUUCCUACUCACACAGCAGUUGUCAGACUUGAGCAAUUUGUUUUUAUAAGAAGUGGGAUCUAUCGGAUAUGUAAGUGGAUUCAUAAAGGGUUUGGACAAAUUUAAAACCUGUAAAAGUCAUAAAACUAUAAAGAUGCCCUUGCAGAGCCCAUUAUCCAUGGUUACUCUUGGCAGAGGUCACUGGUCAGGCGUGGAGCAUAGCUCCUACCCACUGUUGCCCUAAAACUACAGUUCUCAACUCAACAAACGUAGCUCUCCCCAUUAGAUGUAUUUAUGAUUCAAGGGGAGCUAGACACCAUAGCCUGCAACAGUUUCAACGUGUAUGAAAUGCUGAUCAACUGAUAAUAACCAUUUGGAGGUCUGUGUUGAGAAGUCUCAUGUCUGAGCUCAGAGGGAAGUAGUGAAGACUGAAUGCCUCGGGUAUGGGACGGGGGGUGAGCAUGCACACCAUGAGGUUACCAUUCUUGGUCUAGGAUCUUCAACAAUGUGCAUGGCUUCAAGGCGGAAGGGACCUAAGGCUGGCAGGUAACCUUGCCCCCUCCCCCUUUUUUUUCUUCGCUUUUUUAAUACAGCAGGGAAUACAGAAUUAGGACUGAGUUCCUGCACUCAUUCUUUGGUUCUGGCUGACCAAAAAGCAGGGUAAAAACUGGAAAUUCAGUGAACUUGCAGGACCUUGGCAGCCCAGAGCUUUAACCAGAGCAAGGGGGAAGAGCUGAAGAGUAAGUUGUGAUACCCAGAAUCUGCUUUUUAAACAAGGACACACAUUCUCACGAGAAUGCUUCCCUCCAAUGCAGCUGUCAGGGUUGGAAGCUCUGGGCACUGUUUUUUUCAAGUUAGUCGAGUUAUUUUCAGAGCCAAGCACAGCCACUCUUUCUUAAUAUGUCCUUCUACUACGGCACGGAACUCCAUCUUCCCUUCAGUAAACACAUACCCAGUACCACAUUCCCACUGUAACAGAGAGAGGAAAUUUAACUUCAGGCAGCAUAGGGGCCAUCUGAAAAUGAUGCCCGGUAUUCGUUUUCUGUCGGCCUUUCAUUUCUUGAACACCAGUUGAGUAAAAGGUGGGUUAGAAAAGUUUCUUUGAAAUUUAAUGAUUAUCCAAAAAGUCUUCCACCUGAAUCCAGAACCUCUUAAUCCUGGAGAGUUUUUGUGACUGUGGAGGGACGCCCUGUGGAAUUUAUUCCAGGUGAAGCCACAGUUCACUUUCUGGCCCCCAUGUGAAGCAACUGUCAGUCUGUACCAAAACAGACCCAGAAAAUCAAGCACGAAGCUCCUAAGCUCUCCCGUACUCCACUAGUCAAAUGUACCAAAUUGAGUUGCAGUAUGAGAGCCUCUGGAGUGCAGCCAAUCCCUGGGCAUGAUCUCAGGUGCACCUGAGCAGGAGAGUGAACAAUGCCUAGGAGCUCCUUGGAACCAUGGUGAUGACUGGAGGGAAGUCAUGACAAAACCUUAAAACAGGAUGAGGUUUCUCUGUACCACUUGGAGCUGGGAAAAGGCUUGACAGGUAUGUUUCUCCUAUUCCAAAAGAGUAAAGGACUGCUCCAGGUGCAUGAGCCAGGAAAAGGUGGUGCUCCUUAAGCAGUAACUAACCUUUCUCUACCCAGCUUGUUCCAAGAAAAGGUGACAGAAAGAGCUGCCUCUACAUUCCAAGAUACGGGACAUCCUGGGAGCCAAGGAUAGUUAAUG